AAUUUGGGUGAAAAGUUGUGGAGGAAUGGAAAGAAGCGCUUCGAGCAGUCUGUUCCUUGAGAGGAUGGAAGUCACAGAACUAUGAGAAUGGGUAUGAAGGAGCAUUGGUAAAAACUUUUGUCGAAGAAAUUAGGAGCGAGUUAUAUGGAACUUCUCAGCUAAUAAAAGAGUUGAUGGGAAUUGACGAACGUGUGGAACAAAUUACGAGCUGGAUAGAUGUUAAAUUUAAUGAUACAAGGAUUGUCGGAAUUUGGGGAAAUAUUGGCGUCGGUAAAACAACUCUUGCAAGGGUCCUGUACAACAAGCUUUCUAGUCAUUUCAAACAUCUUAGCUUUGUGGCAAAUAUUCGAGAAACAUCUUUGCACAAGGGUAUUGAAUGUCUGCAAAGGCAGCUCAUUGACGAUAUACUAAGGAGUCCAAACGACGUGUCUAUCGACAAAAUCAGUGUCAUCAAGUCUCAAUUUAUGAAUAAGAAAGUUCUUGUACUACUUGAUGAUAUAGAUGCCAUUACUGAUUUUAAUGCUUUGAUUGGAGACAUUAGUUGGGUUAAAGCAGGAAGUAUAGUCAUCGUCACAACGAGAAACAAGAAAUUUCUCGAUGAGGCUAAGGUGGACCAUAAGUACGAAGUCAAUAAGUUGACUCUGAAUGAAUCAUUGAUUUUAUUUAGUAGACAUGCAUUUCAAAAGGAUUAUCCUAUUAAAGGUUAUGAGAUUCUCUCUCAUAGUAUCGUAUCCAUAAUAGCUGGACUUCCCUUGGCUCUUAAAGUUAUAGGUUCUUGUUUAUAUGAACAGAGCAGAGGAGUAUGGAAUAAUAUAUCAAAGAAAUUAAUGGAAGUGCCUCAUCAGCAAGUACAAGAGAUGUUGAGGAUAUGUUAUGAAGAAUUAAAUGAUAUGGAGCAACAAAUUUUUUUGGAUAUAGCAUGUUUUCUUAUUGGAUCAUCUAAGCAAAGUCCUACUUAUAUGUGGGAUGCCUGUGGUUUUUUCCUGAGAAAUGGGAUUGAAGUAUUGAGUCGUAUGUCUUUAAUUGAGAUUGACGAAGAUGACAAGCUAAGGAUGCAUGAUCAACUAAGAGAUUUGGGACAGAAAAUUGUUCAUCUAGAAAAUCCAAAGGAACCACAAGAGCGUAGCAAAUUAUGGAAAUAUGAAGAAGCAGCGUAUGUGCUUGACAGCAACAAGGGCACUUGUAAGAUUGAGGCCCUUCGUUUUGACGAAUAUGGCUACAAAAGAAGCUACAAAGGUGAACAAUUUAAAGAACUAGCCCACUUGAGGUACCUUCAAGUGUGUGGUGGGAAUUUCGCUGGAGAUUUUCAAAUUUUACUUUCUCAAUUAAGAUGGCUUCAAUGGGAGCGUUGUCCCUCGAAUUUCGAAGCGGCCAAUUUUCAUCCAAAAAAGUUAGUCGUGCUCAAUCUAUCGUGGAGUGAGAUUUCAGAGGAUUGGGGAGGAUGGGAUCCACUGAAGAUGGCAACCCAGCUCAAAGUUCUCAACCUUACAGGUUGUCUUUCUUUAAGAAGCACUCCUGACUUGUCUGCUUUCGAAAGCUUGGAGAUUUUGAUUCUUGAAGAAUGUGAGAAUCUGGAAAUGAUUCAUCAUUCUAUCAUGCUCAUCAAGUCCCUUAUCUCUUUGAAUGUCAACGGUUGUAGGAGAUUGGAGGAACUACCGAUAAGAAUAGGUAGAAUGGAAUAAUUGAGGGAGCUUCUCAUAAAUGACACGGCUAUACGAGAGAUUCCAAUAUCAAAAGGUGAUUUGAUGAAGCUGAGAUUUUAUGUGCCUCAUGGUGUCCACAACUUGCUCAACUUCCUGAAUCCAUAGGCUCACUUAAGUUGUUAACUCAGCUAGACCUAUCUCAUUCAGAGAUUGAUAAAUUACCUGAAUCCCAUGGACUCCCUUGAGUCGUUAACUCAGUUGGACCUAUCUUAUUCAUAUGUUGAAGAAUUACCACACUCCAUGGGCUCUCUUGAGUUGUUAACUCAAUUGGACCUAUCUCAUU
Molecule: messenger RNA, 1986 nt
Organism: Eucalyptus grandis
Lineage: Eukaryota; Viridiplantae; Streptophyta; Magnoliopsida; Myrtales; Myrtaceae
Product: disease resistance protein RUN1-like
Exons: 4
Coding region: 174-1682 (502 amino acids)
Biological process (GO): defense response
Molecular function (GO): ADP binding; ATP hydrolysis activity
Source: RefSeq, a predicted model, not a curated record